GCAAGCCUUUAUCGUUUACGCCAGCACCAUUGAUCAGUUGACCAGUUAGAAAAAGAAGAAAACUGAGAAAUUGACGUUUGACAUUUGGCAGAUUCUUUCCGUUCCCAAGUUAAGCACGCGGUUGAUUUGUUAUUUUUCCAAGAGAAUUUAGUAUGGCCCCGCGAUAUGAAAUUGCUGUGGGUCUCAAGAAGGGUCACAAAACCACAAAAAUCCCCUCCGGCAAAACCAAAGCGGACAAAGUGCGUCCCGCCAGGUUGAAGGGGAUCCAAACGAAACACACAAAGUUCGUUCGGGAUUUGAUCCGUGAAGUUGUGGGUCAUGCACCAUAUGAAAAACGUGCGAUGGAAUUACUAAAGGUUUCCAAGGAUAAGAGAGCACUCAAGUUCUUGAAGCGUCGUUUGGGUACUCACAUCAGGGCUAAGAGGAAGCGCGAAGAAUUAUCCAACAUCCUUACACAAAUGCGGAAAGCUGCUGCUGCUACACAUAAGUAAUUUGUAGUUUGGGUUGUUAAAAAAUAAAAAUUUCAAAACAA
This is a messenger RNA of Cylas formicarius (sweet potato weevil), 532 nucleotides long. RefSeq names its product large ribosomal subunit protein eL36 (gene RpL36). The record is from RefSeq and is a predicted model, not a curated record. Gene Ontology annotation, cellular component: ribosome; cytosolic large ribosomal subunit. Gene Ontology annotation, molecular function: structural constituent of ribosome. The transcript is spliced from 2 exons. Gene Ontology annotation, biological process: cytoplasmic translation. Lineage: Eukaryota; Metazoa; Arthropoda; Insecta; Coleoptera; Brentidae. Bases 153 to 491 code for a protein of 112 amino acids.